Messenger RNA from Cladocopium goreaui, 1116 nucleotides. The record is from the annotation of a GenBank genome assembly. NCBI's taxonomy places the organism in Eukaryota, Dinophyceae, Suessiales, Symbiodiniaceae.
AUGUUUGUAAGGGUGCGAGGCUGGUACGGCGCAGCCUGGGAGGAGUUUUGUGCAAAUUGGAGCCGGUUGCACCCGGCAGCCGUACUCGGUGCCUUUGGCGGUGGCGGCGAAGCCUUGGCACGGGCCAAUUUGCACAGCCUGGAACGACGCCAGCUGCAGUGGCAGCACAACAUGGUGAGCUCCAAGAUGGCCUCCACUUGGGCCGGCAUCCCCGGGACGGAAACGGAUCUUAGCACCUUUGCUGGAUGUAAUGGUGUGGAACUCAUAGGGGUGGAUGUGCCAGAUGGCAUUGAGACUUUAUUGCGAAUGGAGGAAGAAGAGGAUGUGGUCUACUACAUCUCGGAGCAUAUGCCCUUGAGCUUGAUGGAGAGCUUUGAAGAUAUCAUCUUCGAAGUGCAGCAGGCUGCGAAUCAUUUGAGUUCCCUCCGUCGAAGCUUAGAGGCAGAUGACGUGGCCGGAGUGUUGCAAGCCAUUGAGGAAAGCGAGGCGCAGCCCAGCACCUGCAUCCAAGCCCUGCGGGUCAGCGCCGAACAUGCGGCCCUAGAGGUUUCCCGCCUGAAAAAGUGCCACAACUCAUGGCGAAGUGUCACAGAGGCACGAAUCCAUCGUUUGGAACAUGCCAAAGAUGAGGCGGAAAAAGCGACGCAAGACUAUUUAGCCAUCGAAGCAAAGCUGAACAGUUUCAGAGGAAUUGUCAGCGAGAAGAGCCGUGCAUGUUUGAUGGGCGUCGUCUUGGGAUCCAGCAAGGGCAUGAUUGCCACGUGCUACGCCGCCUGGCGUGGAGCCACCGAGGAGGGGAAGGUGCACCGCAAGCUGCGGGAGACCUACGAGGCACAAAUCGAAGACAUGCAACGACAGAUCCUGCAGUACCAGGCCACUGGACAGGAAACUCUCCGCUCGGUUUUCCAGAGUUCACCGGAGGCAGAGCGUUUGCGCAAUGUGCGCAAUGCCAUGGCUAGGCGGCUUCAACUGGGGACACUUCAUUUGUUGGAACGGAAAACCAAUGGGGUUUUCAUGGCCAACCUCUUCCCGAGGCUCUUCCAAUGCUGGAUCACUGAUACCCAGCAGAGCAAGCGCCGUGGUCAGGGCGAGCGGGAACUAGACAAGGCGAGUUGA